Messenger RNA from Purpureocillium takamizusanense, 2263 nucleotides. It is a transcript of the gene CHS7, whose product is annotated as Chitin synthase, class 7. Gene Ontology annotation, biological process: protein folding. Lineage: Eukaryota; Fungi; Ascomycota; Sordariomycetes; Hypocreales; Ophiocordycipitaceae. Gene Ontology annotation, cellular component: endoplasmic reticulum membrane. The transcript is spliced from 2 exons. The coding region runs from base 714 to 1718 and encodes 334 amino acids. The record is from RefSeq and is a predicted model, not a curated record.
CCUCCCUUGGCAGCCAGCCAGCCAGCCAUCGGGCCACUCACUCGAUCCCAUCGCCGCCGCCGCAACAACUCGCCCUAGACACUCGCUUGCAUCUUCAUCCACCCGUCCGCCCUCCACGACGACGACGACGACGGCGAUAUCUCCAGUCAACCGCUCUUGCAAAGAAAGAAACACUCGCUUGACCGAACCCGCGUCGCCGCGGCCUCCCCCGCAGAACGACUACGACGACGAGCGCGAAGAAAUUGUGUGCAGUUUUUAGCGCCGCCCCUCGCCCAUCUUCGCGCGCGUGUUUUUCUGCUUCCUUUUUUCUCGCUCUGCGCCAAACCGGGACAACGCACAAGGCUUUUGUGCGUCCUUUCUCUCGCCGGGUGUGUCGAAUCGGCUGGCCAGGCGCGCGGCACAGAGCCCUCUCGGCCUUUCAGACAGCACGCGCACCGAGACAUCGAACCGAAGCCCCAAGGUGCGGUGGGCAGCCAGUCAACCAUCCUGCCACCCAUUUCCACGAUUUUCGACGGAAGGACCUUGGCCCGCGGCAUCUUUGUUUGUAGGAGGACGAAGUCUAUUACGCUCGGCUGAGUUCCGGAGAGGCCAGUCUUUGUCGCGGCAGUAGGAUCGAGCCUCCCGAUCGAAGCGAAUUCGAGCGACAACGACGACGAUAAAACGACGACCGGGAGUUUCCUAGAGAGUCCAAUUUCUCCGCCGCCGCCGCCGCCAUGUCGGGCUUCGGGGACUUCAAGUCCAUCUGCGAAAAUGCGCCGCUGCCCCUGUGUUCCAAUGUCGGCCCCGUGCUAUCGGCGUCGAACCGCGUGGGCAUCGAGCCCGACUGCUACGCUCGCAACAUCGAGCUGGCCAACACCAUCAUUUUCGAGGGCGCCGCGUCCGCUAUGCACAUUGUGGCGCUCGUCAUGACGGUCGUCAUGAUUCUUCACGUCCGCAGCAAGUUCACAGCCGUGGGCCGGAGGGAGAUUCUCACCUUCUUCUACAUCUACAUGCUCACCACGUUCAUUUCUCUCAUUGUGGACGCUGGCGUCGUGCCUCCCGGCAGCGGGCCAUAUCCGUACUUUGUCAGCGUGCAGAACGGCUUCUCGAGCGCGCUGAUAACGUGCCUGCUCAUCAACGGCUUCGUCGGAUUCCAGCUGUACGAGGACGGCACGCCGCUGUCGGUUUGGCUGCUGCGGAUAUGCUCGCUCGUGGCCUUCGCCAUCAGCUUCCUCGUCUCGCUCGCCACCUUUAAGGGCUGGGCUGGACUUGGACCGACCAACACGGUCGGCCUGUUUGUCGUUCUGUACCUGCUCAACGCCAUACAGCUCUUCAUCUACGUCGGCAUGCAGAUCCUGCUGGUGACGAGGACUUUGCGAGACCGGUGGCCGCUGGGCGAUAUUGCGUUUGGCAUCUUCUUUUUCGUCGUGGGACAGGUCAUCCUCUACGCGUUCAGCGCCAAGAUCUGCACGGCCGUGAGCCACUACCUGGACGGCCUUUUCUUCGCAACCGUAUGCAACUUGCUAGCCGUCAUGAUGGUGUACAAGUACUGGGAUUCGAUCACAAGGGAGGACCUUGAGUUCUCCGUCGGCACUAGGAUGAACAACUGGGAAGUCAAGGAGCUUCUUCCUGAGGAUGAGCGCCGAGCCACCGUGUAUACAGACGACCCCUACGGCCAUUCAAGCGCCUACGACAUGCCGUACUCGCCUACGGCACAGCGAUACUCGACCAAGUACUAAGGGUGAAAGACCAACGCGGUCACUUGUCACUUACGCAUCGACCGUUGGCUCAUCGGAGGCGGAGAGGUUUGUCUGUUGCCUUUGAGCCGUCGCAUUCCCCACCAGACUUGGGCAGCGUGACUAUCCAGAGGCGAGCAAUUUCUCUUGAAGCGGUGCAACUCGGUCUCGGAGGCUUGGCAGCCAAGAACAUUGGCAGGAGCAGGGUGCUCGCUUGCGUGUUUGUUUCUGCAUGGGACAUUGCGUGGCGUUGACUUUUUUUCUUCUAUACGAGGACGGGGCAUGUAUAUGAUUCGGCGUGACGUUUAUCCCCUUGGCUUUGUUGUGUGGGACGGAGCGCAUGCUGGCCUGUUGAGUGAGGGACCAUUUGUUGUCGAGGCCAACCGCAGGUCCGCGGAAGCGACUCCACGAUGCCAUGAAACGACCCAACGAUGGGGACCGUCACGGAUGGCAGGCGUUACCGAAUCGUGGGAUUUCCGGGCAGGAAAGCGACGGAGCGGGGCGUGCCAGCCGGCCAGCCGGCCAGAGGAGGGGCGUGUGAGAGAUGC